Molecule: messenger RNA, 1195 nt
Organism: Trypanosoma cruzi
Lineage: Eukaryota; Euglenozoa; Kinetoplastea; Trypanosomatida; Trypanosomatidae
Exons: 1
Source: RefSeq, a predicted model, not a curated record
CGAGCUUGCGGCAACCGCCACACUUAGAAGGGGAGGAUUGUUUGUUGUGCAAGUAGGGUUCCAAGUCGCUCAUUUUGCCAUUGACGUAUUCAUGGCCAGUGGUGGAUCUCUCUCUGCUAGUAUGGCCGCCCUCGCCGCCGCAAAGCUUAAACGUGACCUUAUUUUUAGUAGUGUUCUUUAUGAUCUGACAGUGAAUCGCAUGCUACGUUACGUGCAGAUGUAUGCGUCGCUCCUAUUCGGUCAACUUUUGACAUCCGAUGCCCUUGAGACUCUUGUGCAACAUUAUCCAAAUCCGCCAUGCGAAAGUCUCAACUUUGUCUGUGUGUUUGAUGUGGAGGAAUCAUGCGUGCGCCGGGCGCGGAAAAUGACGGCAAAAAACUCAUCCGAAGGCCCGGACAGCAACGGUAUGAGACAAUUGAUUCCCAGACAGGGCGAGCUACUCCUGAGGGAAUCCACGCAGGAAAGAUACCACUACUGUGGGGUGAUGGUCUGGGCAACGUCUCGUCUGUUCGUGUUGCUUUCUACCGUCCGGGACGUCACCACAUGCGAUCGUUGCCCCAACAGUGAUCUUCCCAAGCUGGCCCUCUCGGCCAAACGCCAGCUGCUCCAACUGCUUCUGGACGGCAUGCUCCAGCAGCGGCUGGAUUUUGCAUGGGGGAAAAUACGCGCAUCUCGGGGUGAGAAAAAUGAAGCCAACAAUAAUGAUAAUGACAGCACCGAUAGCGCCGAACAGGGACCGUCCAGAGAGGAUCUGCAGACUUUGCAAGCUCAUUGGAGGAAACACCGUCUUUUUAACGUUUCUAAGCCAUUUUUAGAGAUUUUUUUAGACUGGAAGUUGAUACUGGCGAGUCAUCACGGUGCUCUUUUAGCAGCUUGUGAACCCAACUUUUCCCUUCACCUCUUUCUGGAAGGGUCUGGGGAAAAACUUGCCGGGACUCAUUGUAAAUACAGCAAUAAUAAUAAUAAUAAUAGUACCAUUGCGUUGACGUUAGCAAGCUGUCAGACGAAUCGGAGGUGUUUCACCGUUGUGGAAUUUUCCAGUGGCUCGUCUGGUUGCAUCGAGAGCGCGGCACUCUACCGUGGGACGAGUGAAGGAGGUACGCUCGAUGAGCUGCUGGAUGAAGAAGAAGCGGAGUUGAUAGAACAAACAUUGAAGCUGCUUUCUAGUGCUCUGUGGGGCUGCAUUCACAGCUGA